AUUAAGAGCAAACAGUCCCCACCACUGGCUAGUGGCGGUGGCUGGCCGCCCUGUGGCAGAAAUAGAGCAGAGAGGUGCUGCAAGGAAAAAAUUGAGGAGGAUUCUUGUGAUUCUAAGAACAUAGGAGAGAUAAUGGGCUACUGUCGCUUUCUCUCUCUUCUUCUCAUCUCAGCCCUUCUUUCCCUCUCCCUCUCUGAAGGUGUAACAGGACUUGGAAGAAGGAUUGGAAUUCUGAGGCCUGUUGAUAAAGGAGGGCAUUCCUUUGAGCCUGAGGAGGAAAGCUCGGGAAGGGAAAUGUUGGAGAUGGAGAAGGACUACAAGGAACCCGGAGCCAACACCAACCCAAGGAAUGGAGACCCCUUCAACCCCCCACUUCGGCCACCAAGGCCUUGAUGGCAUUCCUGUUUACAUUUAAAACUAAGAUAUGAAUCUGUGUCUAUAUAUAGCUAUGGAUAUUCUUCUCUUCCUGAAGAUGUAUCAAUCAAUGUCUAUCUUGUAAAAUAUGUGAGCUUGUUUGUGGAGGAAAGCUAAGGUUUUGUUUUUAGGAUCUUUGUCUAAGAACCGUUGAUGUAGUUCUCAGGCUGGAGAUAUGAAGAUGAAGAAAGCUUUACAAAUGGGAUUAUGAUGUUUUACUUUGGUGUGACUA
This is a messenger RNA of Elaeis guineensis (African oil palm), 646 nucleotides long. RefSeq lists its product as uncharacterized. NCBI's taxonomy places the organism in Eukaryota, Viridiplantae, Streptophyta, Magnoliopsida, Arecales, Arecaceae. The record is from RefSeq and is a predicted model, not a curated record.